This is a messenger RNA of Sodiomyces alkalinus F11, 2029 nucleotides long. RefSeq lists its product as hypothetical. The record is from RefSeq and is a predicted model, not a curated record. The transcript has 14 exons. Gene Ontology annotation, molecular function: chitin binding. Bases 1 to 1878 code for a protein of 625 amino acids. Lineage: Eukaryota; Fungi; Ascomycota; Sordariomycetes; Glomerellales; Plectosphaerellaceae.
AUGCGUGCCUCGAGAAACCUGGGAUGGCGCUCUGCCGUCCUGGCAUCGUUUUUCUAUUCUCAGUCUCUGGCCGAGUUCAUUCUUUACCGCGGCAGAGAUCUUGCCUCGUGGUCUGAGGAGCGAGGAGUGUCGACUGGCUGCAUGGCGGCGCUGAACUCCACUCUCGACUGCGAAGAUGAGUUCUUGGAGCACAUGCUUCAGCUGGACCAUUUCCAAUGGGAUUCCUCGCUCCUUGCUUCGGGAUGCGCUACUCAAUGCAGAAGCGACCUUGACCAGUGGGUGACUGAUGUGGAGAGCCAGUGCGGCGGCGAGGACCAGUUCAGGCUCAUGGGAAACCUCCUCGACCCUUCUUCGCUGCCUCUGAUGUACCGGCAUCAAUUCCAACUCGGGUGCAUGACCGGCGGGUCUUCAGGAUGGUGCUGGCUCGAAUAUCAAGACUGGGAAGGGAGUGAAAUUCCCGUUUAUGCAGAAGACCUUUGCGCUACUGGUGAUCCUGACUUUGACGCCGAUGUCUGCUUCGAACCCGGCUUUGAUCGAACAGCAGUCGAGCCGGAGGAUGAGAGGCUGGCCAAUAUCUACGACGCAGAUCUCGUCUGCAGCGAGUGCUUUCUUGGCAUCUUGCACCAUCGCCUGCUGUCCCCGUCACUGCGCCAAUCUGACUUCACCGAUUACCUCAUCCAGCAGCACGCUGACCUGCAGGACUUCUGCUCAACCACCAUGCCCCUGACGACGGCCACCAAGUCUCUUUUCCUGGGCACUAUGACGCCGACAACAACCCAGACAGAAAGUGCUCCUCCGGCCGAAACGACGUGUACAGGACAGCUGGUUGAGCCUGGACCUGUACAGCUUUGGUGCGAUGGUCUUUCCGUCCUCUACGACGUGCCAACUGGCGAACUGGUCGUCCUUACUGGCGAGAACGACUGUCGUCUGACCGAGCCCAUCUGCGCACCGCUUCCAUGUCCUCUGAGACGACUAGACUGGAGCCAAACUUGGACCUGCGACAACCUGCGCGAGUCUGUAUCCACUGAGGAGUACAACGUCACCGAGGUUGAGUUUUCAACCUGGAACAGGAGAAUCCUCGGAACAUGCGACGAGAUCCGCGGGGAGCAGUACAUUUGUGUUGGACUGACGCGUCAUAUUCACAGCCCGCCGGGGGGUGAAUAUGAGCACCCGCCACCCAUCCAUGCUCCCACGGCCACAGAGCAUUACACGACAGCAGUGCCUGCCCAGCCAACGCACGAAGGCACGACAGAGAGCUGCGGAAAGUACACGGAAGUCCGUGCUGGCGACAGCUGCUACACCGUUGUUUUCAGGGAGGGAAUCACGCUGGACCAGUUCUUCGACCUCAACCCUCAGAUCCUGCCUGACUGCUCGAACCUGUGGCGGGAUUACGCGUACUGCGUGGCGCCCGUCUCGGAAGCACCGAUCAGCAGCGACGGUUCCUGCGGACCAGAAAACGGGCAUGCAGUGUGCGACGGCUCAGGCUAUGGUGAUUGCUGCUCACUGGAGGGGCUCUGCGGAUCCGGAGAGGAAUUUUGUGGCGACGGCAAUUGUUACAGUGGCGCUUGCCUAGGUCCCGAUGAGGCGAUCAGCGAGGACGGCUCAUGCGGACCGGACAAUAACCACUGGAUAUGUGGCGGCGAGGGUGUAUGGGGCAAAUGCUGCUCGAUUUACGGAUGGUGUGGCAACUCCGAAGAACAUUGCGGUCCUGGCCUUUGUUACAGCGGCGAGUGCGACCCCGAUGACGGCGGCCCGUCCCUUGACGGAUCAUGCGGUCCUCUGUUCCCUGGAAACAAGGUUUGCGAGGGGACUCAGUUCGGUUCCUGCUGCAGCAGCUAUGGAUACUGCGGCGAUGGUCCUGAGUUCUGUGGUGAGUGAUCUGCUGUUUCAGAUGAAAUGGAUGACUGAUGCAAACGUGGUGGAUUCCAAAUAUCCCUGGUGCCCGUCUUGGCUUGUGGCGGGUACUGUGGCUUAUGUCGUCCACAUGUGGCUUGCCACAGGUGGGAGGGAAUCCAAUAUCAGACGGUGA